This is a messenger RNA of Clupea harengus (Atlantic herring), 2372 nucleotides long. Its product is annotated as protein max. Gene Ontology annotation, molecular function: protein dimerization activity; DNA-binding transcription factor activity. The record is from RefSeq and is a predicted model, not a curated record. Gene Ontology annotation, biological process: positive regulation of transcription by RNA polymerase II. Gene Ontology annotation, cellular component: RNA polymerase II transcription regulator complex. Lineage: Eukaryota; Metazoa; Chordata; Actinopteri; Clupeiformes; Clupeidae.
UGGAUGUUGUAAAUGUCCAUGUGUGAGCGAAUCACGUGUAGCGAUUCCGUUGAUCGUCAUGUUUCUGCUGUAAAGACUUGCCAGCUUGCUUGAUAGAUAGAUAGCUUAUUUCGUUUCCCUUCCCUUCAGUUUGCCUUUAGUCCAUUCUUUAUUUUUGUCAAUUAUUUUUCCAGAGAAUGAGCGAUAACGAUGAUAUUGAAGUCGAUAGUGAUGACGAAUCAACGAGAUACCUUAAUGUGGCAGACAAGCGGGCACACCAUAAUGCGCUGGAGCGCAAACGCAGGGACCAUAUCAAAGACAGCUUCCACAGUCUACGUGACUCCGUGCCCGCACUCCAAGGAGAGAAGCACUCUGUGAAACAGGCGUCCCGAGCGCAGAUCCUGGACAAGGCCACCGAGUACAUCCAGUACAUGAGGCGGAAAAACCACACUCACCAGCAGGACAUCGACGACCUGAAGCGGCAGAACGCCCUGCUGGAGCAGCAGGGUGAGUGCUGGAGGGUCAAUGCGGUGACAUGUACCAGGACAACCAUCAAGCCGGACAGUGUCAACAGGCUGGUGAAAAGACCCAUGGGGGCUAAAGUCCGAGCGCUGGAGAAGGCGAAGGGGAACGCCCAGUUCCAGGCGUCCUACUCUUCCAGCGACAGCAGCUUGUACACCAACCGCAAGGGGGGGGCCGUGUCCGCCUUCGACGGGGGCUCUGACUCCAGCUCUGAGUCUGAAGAAGAGGAGCCCCCCAACAGGAAAAAGCUGCGAGCGGAGCCCAGUUAAACCCCCCCUAACCCCCCCCCCCCCCCACCCUCAAAAAGGGCCACCACCAGAGACUCUCCUGUCAGACCUCCCAACCACCCCAACAGCCCCCCACUUCCGCUCUUCAUCAUCAGCAUCGUCUUCCUCCCCAGUACCCCCCCACCCCCCUCCUCCUCCUCACCUGGCGGGGGGAGGAAUGGAGUUCCCGCCUCAGAGGCUCCACAGGUCACCACUGCACACCUCCUGAUCCAGAGAGCGCCCCUGUCUGGACUGGGUUGGGCCCGGUCCGGCCCGGUCCAGUCAGACGCUGACUGGGGACGUUUUGUUUUCUUUCUUCUCAUUUCUUCUUCCUUCUGCCUUUACCGCUCGUCACGGCGCCACUCCCGUCGUCACGACGACACACCCGUCGUCACGACUCCAACUCCGAAAACAAGCCACUCCUUGAGUGAGGCAGCUCCGCCGUCUGAAGGACUUCAAACGCCUUUCACACACACAUCACCCCACAUCGCCAGGACAACCCCAGAGGAAGCGUGGAGGAAGGAGGGGGGCAAGCACACAGUUUUAGCUAAGCUUUGUUAUACCCCCCCCCCCCCUCACCCCUGCAAGUACGACGCAACGCCAUCAGCCCGUGAGCAUGGGGGAGAUAGUCCUGCAGAACAGCUUACCUUACUCCUGCUAAACACACACAUUACCUUUUUAAAUAUUUGUACUUUUCCACUCGAGAAAAAAAAAAAAAGAAUGUGAAGUUGCUUUUGGGAGGGGAUGAUGAUGAUGGUGUGUGUGUGUGUGUGUGUGUGUGUGUGUGUGUUACCUGCCUUGACCUGCUGGUAUAGUUGGAUUAAGAUUCUCCCCUCUAAAAAUGUUUUUGUUGCGAUGCGUACAUUUUAAGUCCUUUUGAAAUGAGUUUGUGUUCUGCUAGUCAAAUUGUCGUUGUUUGCCUGAGAUUAUCAAUUAGAAAUAGAUGAAAUGAGGCUUUUUGUGAAGUGUUUUUUAUUUUAAUUAUUUUUCCUAAAUUGGGAUUAGGCACAAAACAAAACAAAAAAAAGACAAAAAACAAAAAAAAACAAUUAGGGAUUUUGGAUUGAUGUGCACUCACCAGUCAGAGGCCGAGCCUGAACCAAGCCUGGCACGAGUGUGGCUCCAGCCUGUUGGUUCCGGAGCCAGAUUGGACCGGGUUUGGUCCAGAACCAUGACGAGCGUGGGCCACCUCACAGUUCCAGUGGAGUUUGAGGAUGUAGACUAUAAAUAUGAGUAUCUGUCGUUUUCCUUCCCAAAUGGAUAUUGAAUGUUACACAAAGCAGUUAAAGGUAGUAGCCUUUUUAUUUUUAUUACAACAAAAGUCCAUAUCAAUGUGUAGUGAAAUACACUCUAUACUCCUCCAUGUUAUUGAUAAUACCAACCAACCCUUCCCAGGAAAUACGUGCCUGUCUGGGGAAUGUUUAACUUUUUUUUUUCUUCUUUAUUUCAUUUAAAAAGAAAUAAUUAGUGUGUACGAAAUAAUAGGUAAUUGUUUGAUUCCAUUCCAUGGAAACUACAGGUAUGUUGUACAUACUGCCAACAAUUGUCUUGCAAGUUGAGGCAUACCUUUACUACGGAACUAUAAAUAAAACUAUUUUAUCCUUU